AUGAAAAAUAUACAGAAUGAUUCUAAAAGCCAGUCGGUUGUCAUUGAGUUGAAUGGUGCAUCCAUGCCACUUCUACAAAAGGCUGAGAAUCCUUCUGACGUUUCACUUCCUGUGCCAGUGACAAUCAUCAAUGAAGUUCCAGAAAAUUAUACUGUUGCCCACUCCAAUACAGAAGAAGAAGAAAAAAUGUUUUCCAAAAUAGAAACUAAUGAAAAUAUUCCAGUUAAAUUGAUUGAUCUAGUUAAAUUGAUUAACAUAAAUAAAAAUAUUGAAUCUGUCAAAUUGAAAGGUGCAUCAGCAAAAAACCCUGAUGAGAAAGAAUCUGACUCAAUACAAUCUCCAUGGCGUCAUUGUAUUAACAACAGAAUUAAAAACUAUCACCCCAAAACUGGCCUGACAACUUUUAAAGUGGUUCCUCCCAAACCCAGAAUAAGAGAUUUUGAUAGAAAUGAAUCUCUUUACACUGGUGCCAUUAAAAUAGAUGAGUUAGGUAACCUAGUGACUCCAAAUAGUAACGGUGCUAGAAAAAUUAUAGUAAAUGCAACAUCAAAAGAAACUCUUUUUGGCAGAGGUAAAGAAUAUAAAAGGUCAAAUUCUAUGGAAAAGCAAACUGAACAAUUACCAAUAGACCAUUCUGUUGAAAUGCCCCAAAGAAAAUCAUCUAAUGAUUAUUUAACCACAACUGUUGCCAAUAGCAAUGAUCUGACCCAGUUUAAAACUAUCCAAGGAAAGCACUCCCAUGUGAAAUCAAGCAAUAUACCAUCAGCAGUGAAUGUUAACCAAACAACUUUAAAAAAAGAUGAGAAACUUGACAAUGCAGAGAAUAAACUGUGUUCUAACAGAAUAGAGGACAACAUCUACAAUAUUUUUGGGGCAAAGAAGAAGUUUAAACCAGUCAUCCAGAAGUCAGUUCCAAAAGAUACAUCACUACAUAGUGCAUUAAUGGAAGCCAUUCAAAAUACAGGAGGAAAAGACAAGCUUCGAAAGGUGAAUGCUAUUUCUGUGAACUUGGAAGGGGAUGCAGAGGAAUGUUUGGUAUCCUUAUAUGAUGAGGUGGCCUCAGAGUUCCAUGAUGUGGAUGCCUUCAUGCAAGAGCUACGGAAUCAGUUUGAAGAUCCCACCAAGGCAAGGAAGGCAGAUGUGAGAAUCUGGACAAUCAAGCAAGAGAAGCGAGUAAUUGCUGAUUACAUUAGGGAUUUUUGUAGCGUGGUGGCCACUUAA
Messenger RNA from Crotalus tigris (Tiger rattlesnake), 1221 nucleotides. Its product is annotated as protein cordon-bleu-like. Gene Ontology annotation, molecular function: actin monomer binding. Gene Ontology annotation, biological process: actin filament polymerization; actin filament network formation. Gene Ontology annotation, cellular component: dendritic growth cone; perinuclear region of cytoplasm; ruffle. The record is from RefSeq and is a predicted model, not a curated record. The transcript is spliced from 5 exons. The coding region runs from base 1 to 1221 and encodes 406 amino acids. Lineage: Eukaryota; Metazoa; Chordata; Lepidosauria; Squamata; Viperidae.